Apodemus sylvaticus (European woodmouse) is the source of this 1581-nucleotide messenger RNA. It is a transcript of the gene Dpys, whose product is annotated as dihydropyrimidinase. Gene Ontology annotation, cellular component: cytosol; cytoplasm. Bases 1 to 1560 code for a protein of 519 amino acids. The transcript has 9 exons. Gene Ontology annotation, biological process: pyrimidine nucleobase catabolic process. NCBI's taxonomy places the organism in Eukaryota, Metazoa, Chordata, Mammalia, Rodentia, Muridae. The record is from RefSeq and is a predicted model, not a curated record. Gene Ontology annotation, molecular function: dihydropyrimidinase activity.
AUGGCACCACACGGACGACUUCUCAUCCGCGGGGGUCGUGUGGUCAACGAUGACUUCUCACAGGUGGCCGACGUGCUAGUGGAGGACGGCGUGGUGCAGGCGCUGGGGCGGGACCUGCUGCCUCCCGGGGGUGCAUCUCGGGGACUGCGGGUCCUAGAUGCAGCGGGCAAGCUCGUCCUACCCGGAGGCAUCGACACGCACACGCACAUGCAAUUCCCGUUCAUGGGCACCCAGUCAGUCGACGACUUCCACCAGGGCACCAAGGCUGCUUUGGCAGGAGGCACCACCAUGAUCAUCGAUUUUGCCAUUCCUCAGAAAGGCAGCUCCCUCAUUGAGGCCUUUGAGACCUGGCGCAACUGGGCAGACCCCAAGGUCUGCUGUGACUACAGCCUGCAUGUGGCAGUGACCUGGUGGAGUGACAAGGUAAAAGAAGAAAUGAAAAUCCUUGCACAAGAUAAAGGCGUUAACUCUUUCAAGAUGUUUAUGGCCUACAAAGAUCUGUACAUGGUGCAAGACGAGCAAAUGUAUGCGGCCUUCUCUCAGUGUAAGGAAAUAGGAGCGAUCGCUCAGGUGCACGCUGAGAACGGAGACUUGAUUGCAGAGGGAGCAAAGAAGAUGCUGGCACUGGGGAUAACAGGCCCCGAGGGGCAUGAGUUGUGCCGUCCCGAAGCAGUGGAGGCAGAGGCCACCUUGAGAGCCAUCACCAUAGCCAGCGCCGUGAACUGCCCUCUCUACGUCGUGCACGUGAUGAGCAAAUCCGCAGCGAAGGUGAUAGCUGAUGCGAGGAGAGAAGGAAAGGUGGUCUUUGGAGAACCGAUUGCAGCGGGUCUCGGCACCGAUGGCACACAGUACUGGAGUCAAGAAUGGACCCACGCAGCCCACCAUGUCAUGGGUCCCCCAUUGAGACCUGACCCUUCAACACCUGGCUUUCUCAUGAAUCUGUUGGCUAAUGGUGAUCUGACCACAACAGGGAGUGACAACUGCACUUUCAACACCUGCCAAAAAGCUCUAGGGAAGGAUGACUUCACUAAGAUUCCCAACGGGGUGAAUGGUGUCGAGGACAGAAUGUCUGUGAUAUGGGAAAAGGGUGUGCACAGUGGUAAAAUGGAUGAAAACAGAUUUGUGGCAGUUACCAGCACAAAUGCAGCCAAAAUCUUUAAUCUUUACCCGAAAAAAGGAAGAAUAGCUGUAGGCUCAGAUGCUGACAUUGUGAUCUGGGACCCAGAAGCCACGAGGAGGAUCUCAGCCAAAACACAUCAUCAGGCCGUUAACUUCAACAUCUUCGAGGGCAUGGUUUGCCAUGGGGUGCCCCUGGUGACUAUUUCAAGAGGCAAGGUGGUGUAUGAAGCAGGUGUCUUCGAUGUCACAGCAGGACAUGGGAAGUUUAUUCCACGCCAACCCUUCGCUGAAUACAUUUACAAACGAAUCAGGCAGCGAGACCAGACCUGCACACCCAUGCCAGUGAAGCGUGCACCCUACAAGGGAGAAGUCAUCAUACUGAAACCCAGAGGGACAAAAGAAGAUGACGGGGCUGGAACCAGGAUGCAGGGCCACUCCUGAUCUGGAUGCUGCGGCUAAGGA